Molecule: messenger RNA, 1056 nt
Organism: Cordyceps militaris CM01
Lineage: Eukaryota; Fungi; Ascomycota; Sordariomycetes; Hypocreales; Cordycipitaceae
Exons: 4
Coding region: 1-1056 (351 amino acids)
Source: RefSeq, a predicted model, not a curated record
AUGAAAGGCCGCCUUCACCGUGCAAAUGUUGCCAGUAAACCAGCAAACGUGGCUCCCAGGACCAAAAAGCGAUCUCGGCGAACUACCAACGAUCCCAACGAAUACGCUGCUCAAAACUUCGCAGAAGCCAUCCCCUUAUACGCUGGCUUAUUUUCGGAGGAACACGAUUCGGAACUGCCAGAUGAGCUUCUGCAGAAUAAUGACAUGCUGUCGCUCAAAGGCCAGAUCUGGCCAGGCAUGGGCAAGAUGGAUCUCGCCAACGAAGAUAUGAAACGCACUAGAAACCAGCGAAAGCCUAAAUCCGCCAUUGACAAGAUGCGUCGCACAUCCGAAGGCAUCGAGCCCACACAAGUGGUUUUGAACUCAGCCUUACAAGUCGAACGGGUCAAAGGCGUGUACGAUAGUUCUUCUCCAAUCCCUGGUCAAGAAGAAGCAGAACUUACCAUACGAGCAUCGGGUGAUGCCAACAGUGAACCCUAUUUCACAAUCGGCGUCAAGCUUGACUGCACGGAUUGUUUCUCCCAUCGCCCCGACACCCCGAAUUCACUCAAUAUUAAUGCAUUCGGCGGUGCAUCACGCUAUACCCUGGCAAUGAACUCCCAUUUCUCCGCCUACGACCGCAGCCAGGGCCACGAGAACCACCCCAUCACACCCAAACAAGAGGAUUAUUUUUCUCUUGCCGGACAAACUUCGCUGCUUAAUUCAAGUCCUCAUUUCCUCAACGUAUCGGAAAGCAACCCAUUACUCAGCCAAGAUCGUCCCUUCUUCAAGAGCUACUUGCAGUCUCCGAGCUGUAAAGGUCAUGAACAGCCGAAUUCCUUUAGCUUCAAACCAAUCAACUAUCGUCCUGAUAUGACCGAGCCGACGGAAAUCAUGGAGCCGCAGGAUGCCUCGGUCGAUGACAUUAAAGUAGAGUCUCAAUUAUGCGAUAUUGUACACCCUAGCCUGCACAAUGACAACGACGAAGCGACAUUCGAUGUCGACGGGACAUGGGCAGCGGAUACUAUACUUGACGGUCUGCCUGCAGAUUUGGGCCGUGACGGCUCUGCCGUCUGA